Aplysia californica (California sea hare) is the source of this 615-nucleotide messenger RNA. RefSeq names its product 2-oxoisovalerate dehydrogenase subunit beta, mitochondrial. Lineage: Eukaryota; Metazoa; Mollusca; Gastropoda; Aplysiida; Aplysiidae. Gene Ontology annotation, molecular function: catalytic activity. Gene Ontology annotation, biological process: response to nutrient; branched-chain amino acid catabolic process. The record is from RefSeq and is a predicted model, not a curated record.
CAAUCCCUACUUUCCAUUUACCAUAUUUCCAUCAUGGCGACGAAGAUGGGGUUAUUCAGAAUUGCUGCAAAUCAACUUGCUUGUUUGCUCAAGCAGACAUCCUUAAGAGGAACGACUGCUAGCAGUACUAGAUGCAUGCACUUCAAUUAUGUUCCCGAGACGCCCUCACAAGAUCAUGGAGAAACUGCACGGAUGAAUUUUUUCCAAUCCAUUACUAGUGCUAUGGAUAUUGCUAUGGCUAGUGACCCCUCUGCAGUUCUCUUUGGAGAAGACGUUGCCUUUGGUGGUGUGUUCCGAUGCAGUGUGGGCCUGAAGGAUAAAUAUGGAGCGGAGAGGGUGUUCAACAGCCCGCUCAGUGAGCAGGGAAUCGUUGCUUUUGGCAUCGGGAUUGCGCUCACAGGGUCCACUGCCAUCGCUGAGAUCCAGUUUGCUGACUACAUCUUUCCAGCUUUUGACCAGCUGAGGAGUGAGGCUGCCAUGUACCGCUACCGCUCGGGUGACCUGUACGACUGCGGCAAACUGACUGUGAGAGCUCCCUGCAGUGCCGUUGGACACGGGGCCCUGUACCACUCUCAGAGUGUCGAGUCUUUCUUCGCACAUUGCUCAGGACUUAAG